AAGUGAAGAAGAAUCUCGCGGUCUGUCAGGCGGUUUCCCUCCUUGCGGAGAACAAAUAAAGAUCUGUAAGUAUAGAUCAAUAACUGUUAUUAGACUGAUUUAAUGGCGACACCACUGAAGAGGCGAUUCCGUGCCAGUCCGUUGCUGAGCGGCAGCUGCUCACGCAGACAGAAGAAGAUCUCCAUCGAGGGAAACAUUGCUGCAGGGAAGUCUACGUUUGUGCGUCUCCUCCAGGGGGCGUCGGAGGACUGGGAAGUGAUUCCUGAACCUAUUGGAAAAUGGUGUAACGUCCAGAAUGACAGCGACGACAUUUACAAGGAGCUGAGUUCCUCUCAGAAGAGUGGAGGGAACCUGCUGCAGAUGUUGUACGAUAAACCUAGCUGCUGGUCCUACACCUUCCAGAGUUAUGCGUGUCUCAGCAGAGUUCGUUCUCAGCUUCAGUCUCCGUCAGUCAAACUUCAGCAGGCUGAAAACCCUGUUCAGUUCUAUGAACGCUCUGUUUACUCAGACAGGUACGUGUUUGCGUCCAACCUGUUUGAGUGUGGUAACCUGUCGGACACAGAGUGGGCUGUUUACCAGGACUGGCACACCUGGUUACUGAACCAGUUUGAACCUGAGAUCGCCCUCGACGGAAUCAUCUACCUGAGAGCCCAGCCACAGCGGUGUAUGCAGCGGUUGCUCCGGCGGGGACGGGAGGAGGAACAAGGGAUUCCUCUGGAGUAUCUUGAGCAGCUACACUUCAGACAUGAGGCCUGGCUCUACCACAGGAACCUCAGGUUGGACUUUGAUUACCUGAAUAAUCUACCUCUUCUGAUUCUGGACGUCGACGACGACUUCAAGAAUGAUCGUAUCAAACAGGAAGCCAUCGUCGACAAGGUCAGAGCCUUUCUCACCAUGCUGUAGAUUCAUCUACCAAUCAGAGCUCAGGAUGUGAGCGGCAGCUGCAUCUGAUUGGAUGAUGCAGUUACACUUUGUAAAUGUUUCUCUGAAUUUUUAAUUUUUGUUUUUGUCCGAGCGUCGACUCAGGGCUCCUGUCAGCUGAUGUUUCAGAGCUUCAUUGGAAAACCUCAAGUUUGUAGCAGCAGUUUUAAUCUUUUUCUUAACUUCAUGUUAAUUUUUAUUUUUUAUAUUUUGUAGAUACAUUUUAAAAUGAGUCAGUGAAGGCAUCGUGUGUGUGUGUGUGUGUGUGUGUGUGUGUGUGAGAGUGAGUGUGUGUAUUAAAACUAUGUAUUUACUUGAA
Messenger RNA from Seriola aureovittata, 1240 nucleotides. Its product is annotated as deoxycytidine kinase 2-like. The coding region runs from base 103 to 903 and encodes 266 amino acids. The record is from RefSeq and is a predicted model, not a curated record. Gene Ontology annotation, cellular component: cytoplasm; mitochondrion. Gene Ontology annotation, molecular function: ATP binding; deoxyguanosine kinase activity. Lineage: Eukaryota; Metazoa; Chordata; Actinopteri; Carangiformes; Carangidae. Gene Ontology annotation, biological process: nucleobase-containing compound metabolic process. The transcript is spliced from 8 exons.